This is a messenger RNA of Paramecium tetraurelia, 1478 nucleotides long. RefSeq lists its product as uncharacterized. Gene Ontology annotation, cellular component: cytoplasm; nucleus. Gene Ontology annotation, biological process: protein phosphorylation; mitotic DNA damage checkpoint signaling. Gene Ontology annotation, molecular function: protein serine/threonine kinase activity; ATP binding. The record is from RefSeq and is a predicted model, not a curated record. The transcript has 3 exons. Lineage: Eukaryota; Ciliophora; Oligohymenophorea; Peniculida; Parameciidae.
AUGGAUGUGAAAAUAAAGGAUUCUUUUUUUGAUGAUCCGGAAACUACGACCUUUUGGGUUAACAAUGGUCUACCCAAUUAAGACCAAAUAUUAUAAAUGCAGGAUUCAAUGUACAUCUAAAAGGAAAAUGAGUUCUGCAAACGCACUCUAGGCAUUUAGAAUCACUACUUACUUUACUUUAAAAAAUAAACGGCUCAAAAAUGGGUUAACUUGGACAAUGCUACUAUUGAAUAUGUCAAACAUUAAAGUGUAGGAUUGGGGAUUAGAAUUUCAAAACAUAAAUAAUGUUUUGAGUUCUUCGGAGAUGUCGAACCUUGGUAUAAUUAUUUGAGAUAAUAUUGUGUACAAAGAAAUUUUUCCCAAAGUUACACUUUAUUAAAGAAAAUUGGAUAAGGAAAUUUUGCUGAUGUAUAUAAGGCAACCAAUAAGAUGGAUGGAGCUGAAUACGCUAUCAAGUGCUUCAGGAAGAACAAAUUAAAGGAGAACGUCGAUAGAUUAUCAAUGAUCAAAGAAAUAUCAAUCAUGAAGAAAAUCCAGCAUGAAUCAGUCAUUAAAUUAUAUGAAGUAUAUGAAGGAGAUGAUUGUUUGUACUUGGUUUUGGAAUACUUGAGAGGAGGAGAACUUCACCAAUUUAUGAAGAAGUCUCCUCCCUUUUCUGAAGAAAAAUGUUCAAAGUUGAUUUUUCGGAUUCUAAAGGCCUUAUAUUCUAUACAUCAAAAAGGAAUAUUGCAUCGGGAUCUUAAGCCAGAAAAUAUUAUGUUGAGAAACAAAGAUGAUCUUGAUAAUAUCUGUAUCGGAGAUUUUGGAUUAGCCGAUUAUUAUUCUCCAAGUGGCCAAUAUCUUUUUACUAGAUGUGGAACUCCAGGCUAUGUUGCUCCAGAAUUGCUACAAGAUAAGCUCUAUGAUUUCAAAAUUGACAUUUAUAGUGUUGGAAUACUUAUGUACAUUUUAAUCGCAGGUAAGUCGCCAUUCGAUGGCAAAGACUAUGAUGAUGUUGUUAUGAGAAACUACUAUGCGAAGGUGAAAUUUGAAGAUUGUAAAUUAACUGAGGUCGGUAUGAACUUCUUAAAAGGUUUAAUGAAUAAAAAUCCAAUUCAAAGAUUUAGUGCAGAAGAAGCGUUAAAUCAUCCAUGGUUUGCAACAGAAAAUUCCAAUAAAGCUUGUUAAUUUAAAAUUCGAAAACAAAACUACGUAUUGAAAAAACUGGGUCAUUGUGAAUUAUAAAUCAAAUAGUUUUCAGCUAUUUCUACUUAGUUCAGUCCUAAAAGUUCGUUAUCAAGCCUUAGUCCUUACUGUAUGACUAAAUAUAACUUGGAUGAAAGUCCACAAACUCCUAAUUCACCAAGCGCAUAAUUCGCCAUUUCAACUCCCAGAACUCCUGGUAUGUGUAAAUUAAGGCCAGUUCGACGCUCUUAAUUUAACUUAAAAUAAAUUUGAUUUUAAUAUGUAUAUAAGUCAAUGAUUUAACUUAGAGAUUA